Messenger RNA from Balaenoptera musculus (blue whale), 1342 nucleotides. It is a transcript of the gene AP4S1, whose product is annotated as adaptor related protein complex 4 subunit sigma 1. Gene Ontology annotation, biological process: protein transport; vesicle-mediated transport. Lineage: Eukaryota; Metazoa; Chordata; Mammalia; Artiodactyla; Balaenopteridae. The transcript has 7 exons. Gene Ontology annotation, cellular component: intracellular membrane-bounded organelle. The record is from RefSeq and is a predicted model, not a curated record. The coding region runs from base 447 to 881 and encodes 144 amino acids.
UCCUCCGGUUCUCCAUCUCAAGAGGCACAAACAAGAGCAAGCUCAGUGCCCAACAGCCCCUCGCCGGACUCUCUCCCACAGAGAAGAACUCGGCCCCAAGCCCCGGAGACCCGCGCAGGCCGCCUCCGGAGGAGCCCCCGCAGACGCCAUACUAAAAGCCAAAAUGGCUGCCCCAAGGAAGCCCGCACCGCGCAGCUACUGAGGGCUGGGUAACAAGCGUCUGCGGGAAGGGGGGAGGGGGGCUAGAGGAAGAGCCGUCGCCAGGACCAUCGCCCCCCCGAGCCGCACAGUUUUCACUGGAAAUCAGAUGUCCAACAAGAAUUGACAAAACCUAAUUUAAGAAAUACAGAGUUGAGACUUCCCUGGUGUUCAGUGGGUUCUGGUUACAGCUACCCCUCGCCAUAACUUUUGAACUAUAUUUGGAAAAAUACUGGCCAGGAAAAAAAAUGAUAAAAUUUUUCCUCAUGGUGAAUAAACAAGGGCAGACCCGACUUUCUAAGUACUAUGAACAUGUGGAGAUUAAUAAGCGUACGCUUCUGGAAACAGAAGUCAUAAAGAGCUGUCUCUCUCGAUCCAGUGAACAAUGCUCUUUCAUUGAAUAUAAGGAUUUUAAGCUGAUAUAUCGGCAGUAUGCAGCUCUCUUCAUUGUGGUCGGAGUUAAUGACACUGAGAAUGAGAUGGCAAUUUAUGAAUUCAUCCAUAACUUCGUGGAAGUUUUAGACGACUACUUCAGCCGAGUGAGUGAAUUAGAUAUAAUGUUUAAUUUGGAUAAAGUACACAUCAUUUUGGAUGAGAUGGUGUUAAAUGGCUGCAUUGUGGAAACGAAUCGGGCAAGAAUUCUUGCCCCUCUACUAAUUCUUGAUAAGAUGUCAGACAGCUGAAAACAGAAAGGCUCUGCCACACAACAUCGACUUAUAGGAAAUGAGGACACCAUGGAAUACCUCUCAACAUCACUAGCCCAAAAGAAUCUGGAAGACCAAACACUACAAAAUGGGCUGUCCUUCCAAAGACAUUUUAAAUAGGUGUUUUCCACAGUUCCUAAACGGAAAACAAAACUGUAUUUUAAAACAUGAUGCACAAAGAAAAUUUUUCUCUAAACGGAGAGACAAGUUUUAUUUUCUGACCAUAAGCAUUUUUUUCCUCACUUGUUUGUUUAGAUUUUGUGGAGUACUGAGGGAAACUCUUUUGGUUUCUGCUUCCCUUUGCAAAGGGAUAAAUUCAGGAAUAGCAUCAUGGGGUGGGAAGAAAAUGUGGCACCUCUCUAUUGGCCAAUAAACUUUUAAAAUUGACUUGAACACGCACAGCACUUUGAAUAAUACUGUUUUCUGAAUGCUUUUUCCUU